Lodderomyces jiufengensis is the source of this 996-nucleotide messenger RNA. RefSeq lists its product as uncharacterized. The transcript has a single exon. Gene Ontology annotation, biological process: rRNA processing. The coding region runs from base 1 to 996 and encodes 331 amino acids. Lineage: Eukaryota; Fungi; Ascomycota; Pichiomycetes; Serinales; Debaryomycetaceae. Gene Ontology annotation, cellular component: nucleus. The record is from RefSeq and is a predicted model, not a curated record.
AUGGGAUCUAAAAGAAAACAAAAGGAAAAACAAAAGGAUUUCAAGAAGGCUAAGCUUAAAGUAGGUAAAACUGCUCAAAAGCCAGACAACUAUACCGACACUUCAUUUAAAUCGAAAACAAUUUCAUUACCUGGUCAAUCAUUAAUAACAGUACAUUCAAAAGAUCUUUCUCAUCAAUUAUCAUUAACUAAACAUCAUUCUUCAACUACUAGAAAAGAAGUUCUUAUAAACUUAACCCAAAAUCUACCAUCAAAUCCAUCUACUUAUAAACAAAUUGUAACAAGUGUGAUACCAUUAAUACUAGAUGAAUCUAAACAAGUUAGAAUAGAAUUAUUAAAUUUAUUAAAAAAAUGUGGAGAAAAUCAAACGGGCUUAUUAGACUUACAUAAAAGAACAAUAGUUCUAUUUAUAAUCUCAGCAAUGACUCACAUUCAACCAGAUAUACGAAAUACUAGUACAAAGUUCCUAUCACUAAUGAAUGAAUUUGCAGAUUUGAAACUGUACUUUGUUAAAAUUAUGAAAAAUUUCUUUAUUUUAAUGAGUUGGUCAUUAUUAAACGAUGCAAAAUCUAAAAGUGUUUCCAUUAAUACAAGUUCAUCUAUAUUGUUGGGAGAAAAUUCCAAAAAGGCAAGAAUAGAUCAUGUACAAACAAUUACAAAAUUUUUACAAUCAACAUUAAUUGCAGAACCAACCACCAAGGAGAAUAUUCACGUAGAUCAAAUCACAAUACAUCCACAAUCAUACAAAUAUCUUUUACCAACCACCCCACAAGUUUUUGCUCCGUUAAAGCUUUUUAUAAAUGAAAUGUCAAAUGAUUCAAUAAAUUCCAUAGAAACUUUGGAUUCCUUGACCACUGAAGAUAUAGGAACUAGAUUAACAAUAAUGAACGAAUUCUUCAAAGAGAAGAUGCUCAAGAAUCUAACUAACCUAACUAAAGAAGGUGGAGAUAUAGGAAGAGAAGCAACAAAUUGUAUACGUUUAUUAGAAUCUCUAUAA